Gigantopelta aegis is the source of this 3843-nucleotide messenger RNA. RefSeq lists its product as uncharacterized. The transcript is spliced from 5 exons. Bases 1316 to 1939 code for a protein of 207 amino acids. NCBI's taxonomy places the organism in Eukaryota, Metazoa, Mollusca, Gastropoda, Neomphalida, Peltospiridae. The record is from RefSeq and is a predicted model, not a curated record. Gene Ontology annotation, molecular function: protein binding.
UGAGCAGCAACAGAUCGCAUUCCAUAAAAAUAAAUAAAAAGAAAAUAAGGUAUACAUGUGUACACAGUACAUAAUUGUAAACAAGAUAUAUAUUAAAAUUGUCUUAAAAACUAUCUAAAAGUCCCAACGUUUCGUCUAAAAACUUCAAACUCCCUCAGGGGAACACAAUACAAAUCAGUGUAUAAUUGUAAACAGUGCUGUAUAGACUGUAAUCAAUUCAUUAUCUUUGACUACGAUAUUGUCUUACAAACUAAAGUCUAUUUACAAAAACAAUUACAGUUUGAUGUAAUAAAAUAAAGGAAUUUUCGUUCAACACAUCAACAUGUUCUUUAAUCAGUAGGUAAUAUUAGUGUUUGACAUAAAAGGGCUGUUUAAGCUGUUUACAUAGAUAAUACAACGAGUGGCCGUUAGUUACCACUUAUUUUACGAGUUAUUGCAUUUAACAUAUAUCUUAUGAGCGAACGCCAGUUGGAUACGUCAUUAACCAUUGAGUUGUAAAAUAAAUGAUAUCUAACGGACUCGAAUGUAGUAUUAUGGUUCUUACAUAUCUUCAAAAAACCAGUUGAUAAAAAAAACCCCGUCUUUUCCAACUAAAACUCAUUUACAGCACUUGGGAUUGGAGUUAACUUAUGCGUCAUAGAACAAUUAGUUUCAGUUAUCUUAUACGUGAAAAAAGCUAUCAGUUUCAGUUGCUAUUUUCGUGUGAUAUCAUAAAUAACGGUUAAUGUUCUCACCUUCGGAUGUGUAAGAACAUUAAUAAUUAAAACUGAAACAGGUUGUUCAGGGCUGCGUUCAGUCAGACCGAGCAGAAAAACGUCCGCUAGACUGGUUUGUGCGCUUGACCGUAAACCAAAUGGCCACGUCGGGAACCAAUAAAAAUAGAUCGCGAAUGUUAGCGAAACGUUUGCUGGCUGAACUUGGGGCUGAACAAGACUAUACCCAGCUUAGUAGGGUGAGAUAGCUGAGACCAUCGGGUCGUUUUUUGUUGUCUUGAGUAGUCCACAACGCACAGCUGAUGCUUCAACUAUGAAUAUUAACACGAAAGCGAAGAACUUUGCAUAAUAUGAACGCUUAAUAAGAAGCAGUAUGCAUCAAAACCCGUGACAAAGAAAUCUGACGUUUAUUUCUGUACCAGGUAACUUAAUGAGGAGUAGGCUACCUAAGAAAACGCCAGGUAAAUUUUAACUUGACAGAAUUCACGUGUGUGUAGAAUUCCCAGCAGAUGACAGCUUGUCGACGUUCCUUUAUAAAUCUUAGGAGUCACCACAUUUGACAACUGUCUAUCUACCAUCCACGCAAGGCAGUGCUAAUAUUGAUGAUUUCCCGACAGUCCGGCACCAUGCAUCAAGCCAGAUAUCCCAGAGCUCUCAGCUUCUGCCAGGACAACCCAGACCAGUACAAACUGUGUGCGCGGCACAUCUGUGUUCCCGUCCAUCUCUCUUGUCCUUGCAGCGCCAGGGAACACUUCCGAUGUGCGGACGGAAGAUGUCUGCCUCCCGACUUCCUGUGUGAUGGGUACCGAGACUGCGUAGACGGACGCGACGAAGACAUAUGUCACAGGUCAUCAGACCAGGUUUCUCUGCCACUUGCUGCUGGAGUGGGUGUCUCGUCGGUUGUGGCUAUCGCCGUCAUCAUCACUGUGGUCAUGGUUUUUGUGAGACGACGCAAACAUCGGUGCCUGACAAAUGAACCUGCUAGAGAACCCUUACAGAACGGUAACAGUACGAGCGACCCGUCAUCUAUAGACCUUCCACCCAACCCUUCCCGCCACGCGACUGGUUCAAAAUACGACCAUGAUGUAGCAGAUUUUGACGAUGUUCUGUGCACUUCGACGCCACGACCCGACGCGAGACGUUUGGUUAUACCGGUCAAUUUGGUCGAUUCCCAGAGUGAUGGAAAAAACAAAACAGACAGAAGAUAUCAGACUAAAGUUAUUUGACCGUGUGGUUGCUUCUUGGAUCCACGUCAUUAUUCGUCGUGAGGAUAUCUAAAGCUUGGCGCACACCUUACGAUUAACACUGACGCGACUGUCGAGUCUGCUGUAGUAUGAACACGUGCACAUGCACACACCAACUGACGCGACAGUCGAGUCUGCUGUAGUAUGAACACGUGCACAUGCACACCCCAACUGACGCGACCGUCGAGUCUGCUGUAGUAUGAACACGUGCACAUGCACACACCAACUGACGCGACAGUGUAAUCAGGGCAAAAUGGGAGAUUAGAGGCGACUGUCGCGUCUUUGCCCCGACACACUUACCGAUUAACACCAACACCACUAGGCUGUUGAGUCAGCGUUAAUCAGUAGGUGUGUACCAAGCUUAAUACUGAGGGAAGAUUCGUAAUGAUCCCCAUUUAUUUAGUAUGCAGGCUAGAUUUACAUUGAGCCCGCUUACUCUUGUUUCGGUCAAGUACUUGUAAUACAUAUUGUAUUAACGCCACCAAAUUAAUACUACGCCUCAGCCCCCAUUACAGAAUGCUAGAUGUUCGCCUGGUAAAUGUUGGUGACACACAUGCAUGUCUGUUAGGAGCCCCCCCCCCCCCCCCCCCCAUACAGUAUCUAGCCUAAAGUAACACAUAUAAGGGAAGAGGCAGUAACAUGAGAACCGGGGCACAUUUCACUUCAUCUAAACAACAAUGGAAGUGGUAAAACAAAAGUAACCUUCCCUUUUUCCCCGGUGGGGGUGGAUGCGAGUGCCUCCUUGUCACUCCGCUAACCACGACUCUGAGCAAACCUGACCUCUGACUUUUAGAUACAGCUGGAGCAGAAGGAAUUUGUUCUUUAAUAACUACAGUCUAUAUUUAUUUCUUUAAUUUUUAUUUUCAAACCAUUUGUCCAUUUUCCAAAACAGGUGAACAGUUUUCAACUCGGAAAAAUCACCAAAUUUAUCUUAGAGAAAAAGAAGAAGUAGACCCCCCCCCCCCCCCCCCAAGAAAAACAACAAAAUAAAACAAACAAGAAAGGUCCGAAAAUCGUGUGUUUAACACAUGAUCUGGUUUCACCUUUUUAUAUUUCAUGUUUAAAAUGUACAUCCAAAGAUGCUUAUAAUAUAUGACCAAGAUGAUAUAUCGAUACCUAAUUAUAUGUGUAUGUAAAUGGUGUAUUUAGUUUCUGUUUUUAAAUCAUCGUGUGUAUUUGGGAACUAUAUAUCUUCUCGUUAGUAUAAUAAUAACACUUUUUGUAGUUGCUUCCCGCCGCCUCCCAUUUUUACAUCAGUGUGUAUGUAUAUAUGUAUGAAUGAAUGAAUGAAUGUAUGAAUGAAUGUAUGAAUAAAUGAAUGAAUGUAUGUAUGUAUGUAUGUAUGUAUGUAUGUAUGUCUGUAUGCGUUGUAUGUGUGUGUGCGCGUGCGCGCAAAUGUGCACGCGCGUGUGUUUGUAUGUGUUUUCUUCACAAACAUUUUAAAUUUGGCAAAGGCGAGAUAACCCCUAUAACAAUAAAUCAAUUUGUCUUUUAUAGCCUAUUAAUUCCCGACCUAUGACCGUUUAUUAUUGAUCUGUGACCACAUGCUAUGAAUUUCACACCAUAUGCUAUUGACCAUUAACGACAUGUUAUUGAUCUAUAAACACGUGUUGUCAGAACGUUGUAACAGGCGGGUGGUGGUAUUGAACAACAAAAAACAUUGUACAAUUCUACGUUACCGGCAACACUCAACAUAUACAGACGUAGUUGUCAUAUUUAACCGAAAGUUAUUGACGGUUUGUACAACAGAUGCCACCAAACAACAAUAAAAUAGAAAAUAAAACAAUAGAAUGAUAAGAAGACAUGGGUGACGCCAUAUGGAAUACUCUGAGACAAAUCUCGCAGUUUCUCGUGUACAAUUUGUUAAUAAAAUUAUUUGAAAACAA